AUGUAUACUGUCAGGAGAAUGUCUAUGCACUGUCAGGAGAAGGUCUAUACACUGUCAGGAGUAUGUCUAUACAUUGUCAGGAGAAUGUCUAUACACUGUCAGGAGAAUGUCUAUACACUGUCAGGAGAAUGUCUAUACACUGUCAGGAGAAUGUCUAUACACUGUCAGGAGAAUGUCUAUACACUGUCAGGAGAAUGUCUAUACACUGUCAGGAGAAUGUCUAUACACUGUCAGGAGAAUGUCUAUACACUGUCAGGAGAAUGUCUAUACAGUGUCAGGAGAACGUCUAUACAUUGUCAGGAGAAUGUCUAUACACUGUCAGGAGAAUGUCUAUACAUUGUCAGGAGAAUGUCUAUACACUGUCAGGAGAAUGUCUAUACACUGUCAGGAGAAUGUCUAUACACUGUCAGGAGAAUGUCUAUACACUGUCAGGAGAAUGUCUAUACAGUGUCAGGAGAACGUCUAUACAUUGUCAGGAGAAUGUCUAUACACUGUCAGGAGAAUGUCUAUACAUUGUCAGGAGUAUGUCUAUACAGUGUCAGGAGAAUGUCUAUACAUUGUCAGGAGAAUGUCUAUACACUGUCAGGAGAAUGUCUAUACACUGUCAGGAGUAUGUCUAUACACUGUCAGGAGUAUGUCUAUACACUGUCAGGAGAACGUCUAUACACUGUCAGGAGAACGUCUGUACGCUGUUACACGAACGUCUAUACACUGUCAGGAGAACGUCUAUACGCUGUCAGGAGAACGUCUAUACACUGUCAGGAGAACGUCUGUACACUGUCAGGAGAACGUCUAUACACUGUCAGGAGAACGUCUAUACACUGUCAGGAGAACGUCUAUACACUGUCAGGAGAACGUCUAUACACUGUCAGGAGAACGUCUGUACACUGUCAGGAGAACGUCUAUACACUGUCAGGAGAACGUCUAUACACUGUCAGGAGAACGUCUAUACACUGUCAGGAGAACGUCCAUACCCUGUCAGGAGAACGUCGAUGCACUGUCAGGAGAACGUCUAGACACUUGUCAGGAGAACGUCUCUACGCUGUUAGACGAACGUCUGUACACUGUUAA
This is a messenger RNA of Candidula unifasciata, 1071 nucleotides long. Lineage: Eukaryota; Metazoa; Mollusca; Gastropoda; Stylommatophora; Geomitridae. The record is from the annotation of a GenBank genome assembly.